Molecule: messenger RNA, 1605 nt
Organism: Erigeron canadensis
Lineage: Eukaryota; Viridiplantae; Streptophyta; Magnoliopsida; Asterales; Asteraceae
Exons: 2
Coding region: 1-1605 (534 amino acids)
Source: RefSeq, a predicted model, not a curated record
AUGUGUGUUUCUUCCACCUCAUUGUCUUUGAGUAUUAAUGGUAAUCUACAUGGAUACUUUAAAGGAAAAAGAGGACUGAGGCAGGGUGACCCUAUGUCACUAUAUUUGUUUACUCUAGUAAUGGAGGUUCAUACAAGAAUAUUAAAUUAUUCUGCUUCUUUGGCUUCCAAUUUCAGGUUCCAUCCCAAGUGCGAGAAGCAGAACAUUAUCAACUUGUGCUUUGCAGAUGAUUUGUUUAUAUUUUCACAUGGCGAUACAAGAUCAGCUAAAAUUAUUUUAGAUUCCAUCAAUGCUUUUAAGGAUAUGUCAGGUCUUGUACCAAGUAUGCCCAAAAGUAAUGUUUUCUUCUGCAAUGUUUCUGAUCAGAUUAAACAGACUAUUCUUGAGAUUAUGCCAUUUGAGGAAGGUAGUUUACCGGUGAGAUACCUUGGAGUCCCACUUAUUUCGACCCAGUUAUUAUAUAAGGAUUGUAAUGUGUUGCUGGAACGUAUGGAGAAACGAAUCACGGACUGGAGGAACAAAUCUCUAUCGUUUGCUAGAAGGCUACAAUUGGUAAGAAAGGUUCUUUCAUCGCUACAUUUUUAUUGGGUGUUAGUAUUUAUUCUCCAGCAACGGCUUGUUCAUGAUUUGGAAUGCAAAAUGAGGCGAUUUCUAUGGAGCCAAGGUGACCUGGUUAAAGGCAAGGCUAAAGUCGCAUGGAAAUUACUAUGUGUUCCACAAUAUGAAGGAGGGCUUGGCAUUAGAAGAAUUUCUGAUUUCAACAAAGCGUUAAUGACUAAACAUGUGUGGAGCCUUCUAAAUCGCAGGGAAUCUUUAUGGGUUAAGUGGAUUUAUUCAUAUAGAUUGAAAGAAAGGAACUUUUGGGAUAUCCCUAUUCAACAAAAUUGUAGUUGUGGAUGGCGGAAAAUUCUACAACGAAGGAACCAUAUCUGGACACUAAUUGGUGAUGGACAGAGCUCCUCAUUAUGGUUUGAAAAAUGGGCUGAAAUAUGCCCUAUCAACAAUUAUGUCUCACCACGCGAGAUCAAUCGAGCUGGUUUUACACUUGGGUCUAAGGUGGCUGAUUUAGUUGAUGACGGUAUCUGGAAGUGGCAUGUUGCUUGGUUAGAUUUGUUCCAUGUGUUAAUCAGUUUACCCUCCAUUCACCCCCGUCCUAACGUUUUUGAUUCUUUAAUUUGGAAAGAUUCUGAUGGUAUUGACCGUGUGUUUUCCUUAAAUGUUGUAUGGGAUACUUUACGUUUUCGACAGGAGACUGUUGCGUGGCAUAAAGUGGUUUGGAGUCAAGUGCGUCAUCUUGCUCAAAUGCAUCAGAUCAGUGGUAAAUGGGAAGAUAUUUGUUGCUGGCUUCUUCCACGUGCAAACUCAAAUUCAGCUAAGAGUGUAAUUGGGAAAUUACUUGUGGUUGCGACUGCUUAUUUUAUAUGGCAAGAAUGGAAUCGCAGACUGUUCUCUAAUGAUAUUAGAAAGAUCGAACAGAUUCGAGAUAUUGUGGCUGCUAAUGUUCGUCUCAAGCUUGUCACACUACGUUUCAAGAACUCGUCUCAAGUUGGAAGAUUUGUUGAAGCUUGGAAUUUGCCAAGAGAGCUAGUGAUAUAUGAUACGUAA